UGUUCAAUCGAAACAUUUAAUGUUUACUCAAAAAUAUAAAUGCAAAAUUUGGAAAUUUUCAUGUGUUUGAUUCUGUACUUCUCCCACAGUCAACAUAGAUCAGAAUGACAAGCAUCUUGCCCAUACUAUUCAUAUCGUUCGUGCACCUUGUUACGCACACCUCGAUAAUCAUACACCAGCGGAUGGAUGGAUUUGUAAAUGUUCCAAAAUUGGCCAGUUACAUUACCUAUGCGACCAUAAUGGAUGUCAUCUAUGAUAUCCAAGUGAUACCCAAACAUUGGUCCCACCUUCCAGGCUGGGGCAAGUUUGUCAUAGAAACGCUUUUCACCCUCCUCGUAGCCGAGUUCGGCAUCGUACUGGUGUGGAGUACUCUCGAGGCUGUGUGCAUUACUUUUCUUUUGGACACAAUAGAGAUGUCGGGCCUUAACAUUAUAAUAUAUCCCGGUUGGAGACGGUUCAUAAUCGCUAUUGCCACAGUGUCUCUGAGUCUGAGCAUAUCGCUGGCCGUCUCAACGGCCACAAAUCGCAGUCUCAAGGUCAUCUUGUUAUAUCGCCGAAUCGUAGAUUAUGUGCAGUUUCUUGUGGACAAAUACUUGAAGAAACAGUGUCCUUCGGUACGUUCGAUUCUGAAACAGGAAAUGCAAACACGAGGUGGCGUACCGUCAAUUCUGCGCACACGAUAAAUGUCAAAAAGUCAGCUCCUUUUGAAAUAAAGGACUCUAUCCAUUUAUUGAAA
Messenger RNA from Scaptodrosophila lebanonensis, 736 nucleotides. RefSeq lists its product as uncharacterized. Bases 105 to 683 code for a protein of 192 amino acids. The transcript is spliced from 2 exons. NCBI's taxonomy places the organism in Eukaryota, Metazoa, Arthropoda, Insecta, Diptera, Drosophilidae. The record is from RefSeq and is a predicted model, not a curated record.